Molecule: messenger RNA, 653 nt
Organism: Blepharisma stoltei
Lineage: Eukaryota; Ciliophora; Heterotrichea; Heterotrichida; Blepharismidae
Source: the annotation of a GenBank genome assembly
AUGGUAAUUAAAAGGAAAAGAAAUGAUGUCCCAGAUCAAGUUAUAAAGAAACUGUAUUUAGGGUCGCUUGCUGCUGCAAAUAAUCAUACAAUUUUGUAUAGGCUAGGGAUUACACAUGUGCUUACUGUUUGCCCUAUUAGACCUUCAAAAGUGCCGAACGUGACUUAUUAUGCCACUUUGCGUUAUUUUAUUUUUUAUAUUUAUUCUUAACUAAGAUUAUAAAUAUCAUAGAAAAGUAUAUCUAGUAAGCAUUAGUGACGAUCCCACAGUAAAUAUAAUUUUUUAAUUGAGCGAAUCUAUAGUAUUCUUAAGGCUAAUACCAAUUUUUGUAUAAUAGUAAACAGAUAAAUAUGAUUUAUAAGCUAAUUUACCAAUAAAUGUGUAUUUUAUCGAAACUUGACGAAUGCUUUGAAUUUAUAAAUGCUGCAAUUAAUAAUGGAGGGAAAGUGCUAGUGCAUUGCUUUCAAGGAGUUUCGAGGUCUGCAACGGUUGUAAUCGCAUAUUUAAUGAAAUUUCAUAAUAUGAGGUAUUCAGAUGCUUUUGAGCAUGUAAGACAUACAAGAGAAAUUAUUGAUCCGAAUUUUGGGUUUAGAAGGCAGCUAGAAGAGUUUGAAGGAAUGGUUUUUAGUGAUAAAAUAGCUGCAGCAGUCUAA